Messenger RNA from Wasmannia auropunctata (little fire ant), 826 nucleotides. RefSeq names its product late histone H1-like. Gene Ontology annotation, cellular component: nucleus; nucleosome. The record is from RefSeq and is a predicted model, not a curated record. NCBI's taxonomy places the organism in Eukaryota, Metazoa, Arthropoda, Insecta, Hymenoptera, Formicidae. Gene Ontology annotation, biological process: negative regulation of DNA recombination; nucleosome assembly; chromosome condensation. Gene Ontology annotation, molecular function: nucleosomal DNA binding; structural constituent of chromatin; double-stranded DNA binding. The transcript has a single exon. The coding region runs from base 97 to 777 and encodes 226 amino acids.
GCAAUCAGCAAUCUGACUGUUCUGCAUUCUGUGGGAUAUUGAGAGACGUUUUUGUGGAACGAUUCGUUUUGGACGCCAAGCGCAUAUUCGCUGAAGAUGGACGACAAGGUCAGUGGAAACGCAGCCGUCGAGGCCGCCGAGAGCAAUGCCACCCCCGCUAAGAAGGCUAGCAAGAGUAAGGCUAAGUCGCAGCAGAAGAAGGUCUCGUCGCAUCCGCCAACCUCCGAGAUGGUGACGGCUGCCAUUAAGGAGCUGAAAGAUCGUAAGGGCUCAUCCUUCCAGGCGAUCAAGAAGUACGUCGUGUCGACCUACAAGAUGGAUGGCGAGAAGGUCGCUCCGUACAUCAAGCGAUACCUCAAGACCGCCGUCUCCGCGGGUGCUGUCGUGCAGACCAAGGGCAAGGGCGCCACCGGCUCCUUCAAACUGUCCGUGGACAAGCCGAAGCCCACCAAGGCCAAGGGGAAGACGCAACGUUCUUCGUUGGUUCACUCGGAAAUACUGAAGGCGGGCGCGAAGAAGGACUCGCGGGCAGAGAAGACCACGCGGAAACCAGCUGCCGCGAAGAAGGCUGCCGCUAAGAAAGCCCCGGCGAGCCCGAAGAAGCCCGCUCAGAAGACCGUCGCGAAAACUGCCGCGAAGAAGGGCAGAGCUGCCGCGGAGCCUAAGUCACCAUCGAAGGCUAAGAAGGCCGUGAAAGCACCCGCGGCGAAGACCAAGACGCCCAAGCCGAAGAAAGCCACGGCAUCGAAGACCGUGAAGGCCGCAGCGAAGAAAUAAUUGUUCUGCGAAGGAUAUACUCGCUACAGUUGUAAUGGCCCUUUUCAGG